Tetrahymena thermophila SB210 is the source of this 2262-nucleotide messenger RNA. RefSeq lists its product as hypothetical. The transcript has 5 exons. Lineage: Eukaryota; Ciliophora; Oligohymenophorea; Hymenostomatida; Tetrahymenidae. The record is from RefSeq and is a predicted model, not a curated record.
AUGAAUAUUGAAAAAGAAUCUAACGAACCUACAAAGCAAUCUAAGAUCUCUUAAAGUUUGGCCAAGGGAUUUGAAACGCAGUUGUAAGUGAAUUAAAAGUAACAAAGUCAAAGCAGCAAUUCUAAUUAAGGAAGUUAAAAUGGGUUCGUUGUAAAUGGCAGUUAGACUAAUAGUAGUAGCAAUGGAUCAGGUUCUUUCGUUUUACAUAACAACUAAAGUAAUGCUAAUAAAAGCGAAAUUCUAAAGAACAGUAAAAUAAACUCAUAAAAAAUAAAUAAUAAAAGCAUAUAGCAGAGUUAGUAGAAUAAUUGUUAAGUAAAUGCAAAUAACUUAAUUUCAAGUAAUUAUAACACAAUCUAAAAUGCUUCUGAAUAAGAUGAAAUCAAAGAAGAAAUGAGAAAAAAAAUAAAAUAUGAAACUUACUCUAAUCAUAGUGGAAGUAAUAGUGGAGAUAAUUACACUUCUUAAAAAGGAGUAAAUUUGUAAUAAGGAGUAAUGAAUAAUUUUGUAAGUUACAAUUCAUCUUAAAACAAUGAGUAAAUAUUUAAUGAAAAUCCUAGCAACGGCAAAUAGAUAUAGUAAUAGUAAUAGAUAUAACAAGCAAAUAAUGUAAAUUAGUAACCAUAAACUCUCUUAGAUGACUAAUAAUUUAGGAAUAUACAAUCUACUUUAAUGUAACUAUAGGAAUAAAAUAACAUCCAAAAUUAAAAAAUAUAGCAAUAGCAUACUUACUAAUAAUAAAUAUAAUAAAUGAUUCCAGAGCUUGUUAUGCUGAUGCAAAAUUAAAGCCUUGGUUAAAAUUAAAUGCCUUUUCAAAACUAGAUAUAACCUAUUCAAUAAUAAAAUCAGAAUUAAUAAUAAAUUUAAAAAAAUAAUAUACUUCAUGCAUUCUUAAAUUCAAUGAUGUAACAAUAGUAGUAGCCAUCCAACAAUAUUUAGCCUUAAAUUUAAAAUUAGACCUAGCACUCUUAAAUAGGAAUUGGUAAUAUUGUAGGAUAAAAUGUAUUUAACUAAAAUAGUUUGUAGUAACCUCAGCAAAAUAACAAUUAAGUAAGCUAAAUUUUAAGUUUCUUAUAAAACAAUGGCAAUAAUGCAAAUAAUAAUGGAAAUUCAAUAUCAAAUAUUUAAGAAGAGGAAAAUUAAAAAAAUAUGCAUUUAAUCCAGCAGAUAUAAGAUUUUUAUUCUAAAAUUGUUUCUUUUGAAGAGGUCUAAUCAAACAUGAUAAAGGAACUUUAUAAAAAAAGCAAUCAUUAGUUUGAGCUUAUAAGCAAUGUUAGACAGGAAAUAAUGUAAAUAAGAGAAUCAAUAAGAUUAAACAACCAAUCAAAGCAAUAAGGAUAAUAGUCAAAUUAACAAAAUAAUUUUGACUUUUCUUAAUUAGAAAGAGCUAACUUACCAUAAGAGACCACUAUAGGAUCGUAAGGAGCUAGUAGUUUACUUUAGUAUCUCUUUAAUAAAUAGGAUUCAGACUUCAAAUAUGAACUGAAGCCUGCUGAAGAAAUACCUCAUCCUUUCUAUAGGGAAAGAAACUUUAGUAUAAAGUUAUAACUAUACGAUAGACAGGGAAAUAUGAUUUAAAACCAAAAUAAAGUUACUCUAACAAUGGCUCUAUAUACCUCUGAAAAUCCUCCAUAAGUCAUCAAAUAAAAUACUUUGGGUAAUUAAAUUUUAAAGGGAUUUUUAGAAAAAGAACUUUAUUUAGGAAGAGUGUCUUUUGAUAAAAUAUAAAUUAAAGAAGUAACCUCUCAUUAUCUGAAUGGAUGGAUUUAUCUGAUAAUAUUCCCUAAACAUCCAAAAGAAAGCAAACUAUAAAGCAAUUAAGGAAAUCAAGAUCAUGUAGAAAUAAAACCAUUAAUUUUAGAAAAAAUUAUUGUAAAGGCAAAGAAAAUGAGAGAAAAUAAAUUCCAAAAUUCUAAUAAAAACUAAUAACUUAUUUAAAAGAGUGAGGAAGAUAAAAGCUCGAUGUAAUCUGAUAAUAAACUAUCACAAUAACAAAUCAACUCUAAUGCAUGUAGUGGAAUGAGAGAUGAAGAUGAAGAAAAUGAUGAAGAAGACGACGAAAUUGACAAUGACAUUGAUAACGAAUAAGAUGAAGACAUGGAUGAAGACUCUACAAACAAUUAAAAUAUUGACUCAUCUUAACAAAAGAAAGAUGAUCCUUCAGCCAACUAAUAAUAAAUAUUGAAUUUAAAAAUUGAACAAGAAAAAUCUUAAAACACACAAUAACAGUUAAUUAUCAACUAAGAAGUUAAGAAUAAAUGA